CUGACAUCACUUGGAAGCUAAUUUACAAUACAGUGGCCUAUAGCAACUGGUGCUCAUUUUUCGGCGAUAUUUCUCUUGGCUGUAGUUGGUUGCAUUUAAACUGCCAAACUAGAGAAUGGGUCGUUAAAAGCAGCUGGAUAGGAAAAUCGGCAUCUGUAAUCGGUUCAAACUUUAUCAAGAUUCAUUUGUAUUUCAUAAUGGGGGUUAUGAAGGAGGACUCAUCCGACAUUUUGUAUCCGUUUGAAUCAUUUAAUGUACCUGAAAGAUUUCUUAAGAAGGCUGAAGAUGAACUCCAUGAAACACUCGACAAAAGGAAACCUGCAAUGCAGGAAUUGAGAGAGUUAAUAAGAGACAACGGCCUUACUUGUAGAACUUCCGAUGAAUUUCUGCUUCAGUUUCUGAGGGCCAGAAAAUACAAUAUUCCAAAAUCUAUGAGCCUGUUGAAGAAAUACGUUUAUUUCAAAGCUAAAAAUCCAAAUCUCUUUACCGGGAUGAACUACGAUGCUCUAAUUAAACUAAUUAAAUCUAAAACCAUGAAUUUCCUUCCCAAGAGAUGUGCAGAUGGCUGUGCUAUCCUGGUAGUGCAUUUAGAUAACUGGAAUCCCUCUGAAGUUCCUAUACAAGAUUUGUGUAGAGCCAUUGCCUUGUUCCUAUAUCAUUCCAUCUGUGAUCCGCUGACUCAAAUAAACGGCUACAAAGUCAUACUCGACGUUAAAAGUAGCCCCUGGAAACAUCUACGAUUUUGUACGCCACAAAAUAUCUACUUGUUAUACAACGGAACUCAGGAAUGUUUCCCAGGUAGAUUUAAAGGCAUCCAUAUUAUCAAUAUGUCUCUUACUUUCAAGGCAGCCUGGACUUUAAUUCACCCCUUCCUAUCCGAAAAAUUAAAGAAACGAUUUAUUUUUCAUCAAAAUAUGGAAGAACUUACUGACUAUUUCCCAGUGUGCCUACUCCCUACUGACUUCGGCGGCCAAUUGCAAGAUUAUGAUUGCACACCAUGGUUAAAAAAUGCUUUGCAAGAAGAGCACUUAGAAAAACUAGCCAAUUAAAGGUGCAGGUCACUAUUAUUAAAUGUUUAUAAGCUAUAUUAGCUUCUAUAUGAUCAAUGCAUGGUUAUCAAGAUGUCUCUUUCUUCCAUUUUAUUAUGGUUGAGGAUUUUCUCCAUGGCUUUUGGUCAAGUUUCAUUUUUAUUGAAACAUUGUACAGUUACUUUAUUGAUUGAUUUACUGGACAUACUUUUUGCUUGUACAUUAUGUAUACUUGUAAACUUUUUACUUUUUAUAUGUUUAAGUUAUGAAUAAAUGUUCCUAUUCUCUGUCUCUAAA
Molecule: messenger RNA, 1325 nt
Organism: Parasteatoda tepidariorum (common house spider)
Lineage: Eukaryota; Metazoa; Arthropoda; Arachnida; Araneae; Theridiidae
Product: clavesin-2
Cellular component (GO): membrane
Molecular function (GO): phosphatidylinositol bisphosphate binding
Source: RefSeq, a predicted model, not a curated record